Adineta steineri is the source of this 1002-nucleotide messenger RNA. NCBI's taxonomy places the organism in Eukaryota, Metazoa, Rotifera, Eurotatoria, Adinetida, Adinetidae. The record is from the annotation of a GenBank genome assembly.
AUGAAAGCGUUGAUUACUAUAUUACUAUUCAUAUUUUUAUUCUUUCAAUCUUUCGAAUGUGAUGUCUCGAAUAUUUAUAUACAACCAGAAUUGGCAGUAUUAAAUUUGAGCAGCACAACCAAAUUCAUAUGUAUUAAAGAAAAAGAUGAUUAUCGAGGAUUUGAAGUUAAUUUAUUACCAAACAUUUCGUCGCAAUAUGUACAAAUUUCAAUUAAUCGUCUCAAUAACACUGCUACUGGAAUAAUUAUACAAUCAUUCGAUUAUAUAGGCGCAUUCUAUAUUAUAUGUUCGUCAACAGGAGAACGAAAUCUCAGUGCUCGUUCAGAUAUUCUGAUUGGCAGAGAACCUGGAUUACUAAUGCGUACAAAACGUUGUAUUGUAUAUUAUGAUGCAUAUAUCGAUUGUACAAUAAUAGCACCAGUAAUGGUACAAGCUAAUACUAAUAAAUUACCUUAUGAAAUUAAUUUUUUUGAACGUAUUUUGUCUUACCAAAAGAGAAUAUAUCAACUUCAUCCUGAAUUAGUAGAAAUGAAUCCGAUUAAUGGAACUUUGACAUAUCGAUGGUUUCCAGAAUCCACUAAAAAAUUCCCCCCAAAAUUAAAAAUGGUUGUCUAUGCAACAAUACAUCAUUUUGGUACAAGUAAUUAUACAAUGGAUAUGACACCAAUUUACAAUAUAUCAUCGAAUUUUACAGUUCCAGUUAUAUCUUCUACUGAUUUAAAAAUUGAAUUUAAUUAUGGAAAGUUUUCGUCAUUAUCGUUUUGUCAUGGAAAUUUAACGAACGAAGAACAAAUUCAAACUUUAAACGUAAAACAAGAUAUUCGAACAUUUGAUGAAUCUAAUGAAGAUAUUUAUGUAAGUGAUUUAAAUCCUAAUACUUGGUAUCAAAUAUGUUUUCAUUGUCGUCGUGAUUCAUCAAUUGAUACGAUUAGCAACACUGAAUGUUAUCGUUAUAAAACUUUAGAAGAAUCACGUAUAUUUUUUUUUCUUUCAAAUAUUUGA